AUGGAGUAUUUAUUAGAAGUUGUUGCUGCUAUUGAUAUUGCUUUCUCAAAUACAAAUUCAUUUAUUCGUUCAAUUUUAUAUGAUUUGAAUUCUAAUAUUCAAAAUUUUAUAGCAAAUUAUAAUUUAACUUUGAAAAAUCUUAAUGAAGUUCAAAUUGAAACAAGUGGUAUUCCAGGAAUGUACAAUCAAAUUGAUUGUCGUCGUUUUUUUUGUAAAGCUUCAUCGACGGCAGUAUAUUUUGUUCAUCUGGGAACUAUUCUCAAUACAAACUAUCCGUUAAAUAUUGAAUGGUUGCAGCAAAUCACGCAGGCUGAUCCCAUUGAUGUUCUAGUGGUAUCAUGUGCUUAUCCAGAUUUAUCCUUUCAACGAUUAGAGAUAAUGAAUUGGAAUUUUCAAACAACUUUACAAAGAUUCGAAUCAGAAUUGCCUAUUGUUUUAACAAAAUUAAAGUUUGCUUUUUCUCGUCGUGAGAAUCGUCAACCGAUUCUGAUAUGGAUAUCACCUAUUCCACAUACGAUUUUGAAUGACAUACAAAAUCGUCAAUUUGUUGAACUUACUAGCAUCUGUUUGAGUAUAACCAAUCAACUCGAAUUCGAACAUUUAACACGUAUGCAUCCAUGGUGCGAUAAUUAUAAGACUUUGUUUGUCAAAGAAGGAUGUCAUUUUUCACCAACAGGAAUUCGUCAUCUCACAAAUCAAAUAACUGAAAUCAUUUCAAACAAACAACAUUGUCGAUCAUAUGUCGAUCUUCUACAACCAAUAAAUGUACCCAUUCCAAUUUCUCAACUACCAUUUCCAAUCAUCGAUUUAGCCUUUCCUGAUCCGACAGAUCUGAAAAUUAAACAGAAAAAAAAAGUUCGUAAACCUCAUCGCAAGAAAGAUCGCAAACGUCGUCGCAAGAAACGUCUCAAUACCGGUGGCAAACUAAAAUCAACUUAA
This is a messenger RNA of Rotaria sordida, 939 nucleotides long. Lineage: Eukaryota; Metazoa; Rotifera; Eurotatoria; Philodinida; Philodinidae. The record is from the annotation of a GenBank genome assembly.